GCAGAGCUGCUUUCCAGCAGGUCUGCCCCUAACCUGUACUGGUACCUGGGGUUGUUCCUCCAGGUGCAGGACCCUUCACUUGCCUUUGUUGAAUUUCUUUGUGUUCUCUGCUGAGUCCUCCAGCCUGUCCAGGUCUCACUGAAUGGCAGCACAGCCUUCUGCUGUAUCAACCACUCCUCCCAGUUUCAUAUCAUACCUCCCAUUUUGUAUAAUUCAUAUCAUGGCAAAGGACUUUCCCAUGGGGUAACAAGACCUUCUCACUCUCUACAACUACCUGCAAAGAGGUUGUAGCAUGGAGGGUGUUGGUCUGUUCUCCCAAGUAGCAAGUGAUAGGAUGAGAGGAAAUGGCCUCAAGUUGCACCAGGGGAGGUUCAGACUGGAUAUUAGGAAAAAAAUUCUUUACGGAAGGGAUUGUCAGGCUUUGGAACAGGCUGCCCAGGGCAGUGGUGGAGUCACCAUCCCUGGAGGGGUUUGAAAGAUGCAGAGAUGAGGCUCUUAGGGACAUGGUUUAGUGCUAGAUUUAGGUUAAGUUAUGGUUUGACUCGAUCUUGAGGGUCUCUUCCAACCAAAAUGAUUCUAUGUUUCAAAAUGGAUAUAGAAGGAGAAGGGAGCAAUGGGUCUUGUGCCGAGUUUGGUGUGAGAUCUGAAAUUUGUUAACAGUAAGUGUGUUUGUCUUGUGAGACAACGGGCAAUGUUGAGCUGGAUCAUGUCUAAAAAAAGUGCACUUUUUGCACUUUAUCCAGACAUGGAAAGUUUCUGUAAUUGUAUCUUAAGUUCAGGUGUGCUAUGGCAGCUGCUAAUCCUGAUAGUUACCCAAUUUGGUGUUUGUUGAGAACCCUGAAAACUUGCAAGGGUUCUUAUUCAAAGAGAAUAAAGCAUAAUAAAAGGGUUAUUGACAUAGCUGAAUUAUUAUUUUAGUGCAUGUGUUUGCCCAGUAGACUGUAAUGGAUUUGAAGUAGUUGUUCUGGUACACUGGGUAAAUUCUGGGUCAAUUUUGGUAUGCCUAGUUGUUGUGAAAGCACUUUAUUUCUCAAUGCCACACAGCUGCUCUUGAAGUGUCAGGAAUUGGCCUGUCAAGUGUUGGCCUGUUGUUUGACCAAAUUGACAUAAUUGUACUGUAAGACAUGUUUUUUGGGAUUAUGUGCUUAAUUGACUAGGCAGCAGUAUCUCAUAAAGAACCACUUUUAUUUAAAUACCUGUAGAAAUAUAUUUAUCUAUACUGUCCAGAGUUAAUACUAUAAAAGGCUCUUUUUUGGUUGUUGUUGUUCUAGGAAAAAAUAAAAGGCUCCUCUAUACUGGAUAAAUUUGAGUUAAGUUUCAGCUUGCUGCGAACUCUUGUCAGGUCCAAGCCACUUGAAAUGGUUUUGUAAUGGAGAUGUUGAAACACAAUGGGUGGUGGAAAUGUUUCUGUUUCUUAUUAAUCGACUCAGUAUGUCUUUUUUUCCUUAAAAUGCCAGUCAUUCAAGGCUGUAGUUCAACCACUACCUGCUCUGCUUUCUUUCUGAUGCGUGCAGUUGAGAUGAACUGGUCUGCGUAUCGGGGUAUGUUUAUGAGUAUUUGGAAAAAAAGGGUUAAUUGUGGCUGAGUGUCUCCUACAUUUUUGAGAUGUCUGGGCUCAUUUAACCUCCUCCUUUCUGCAUCAUAGAGCAGAACUCGUCUGACAGAACGAAAAUGAACCAAAGUGCGUGUGCUCAUCCUGUUCCCAAAAGACAUAAGUCGUUUCAAAGAAGGAUUGUAUGCUCAGCAGCUUGGCAGAUGAUGCUGAGAAUUGACAUAAUACAGAUAUAGGCAGAGUAUUAGAGUCUUGUUUUUUGGUUUUGUUGUUUACAGGAGGGGUUAAGAUCAGCUCUCUGGAGUCUCAAUACUUUGGAGGAAGAAAAUGUUAGUGAAGUAAUCUCGGAGAUUUCGUUUUGCAGCACAUGUUGCUGUGGGCUGAACAGAGGGGAGCUGCAGACAACUGAAGAUAACUUAUCAACAGUGUUUAAAACCCAAAAAAAAUACCAUCUGUUGAUUGGUAGUUGUGAUUUCUGUCUGAAACCCGAGAUACGUCUUAUUGCCAUAAUGAGCGGUAAUCUCUCCGUGGUUUGUGGGCUGCUGUGAGACCUGUUUAUUUACUGCUUGAAGUCAAACCUCUUGUGGGUGUUUCGUCCAAAUAAGGUUUUGAGAGCAUUCUGAAGUUGUCUCCUUACACAGUGAGAAUAGCAAAUCCCCAUUGCUGGGACUUCAGAGUCUGAACGGAGAGGAGAGGGAAAGAGCAUUUGGGAUCAUUUCCUCCCAGCUCCCUCCUGUAUUUGGCGGACAAGGAAGAGAUGGCCCAGAACACACAGGCAGCUGCUUCUGUGUGUACUUGAAUGAGGAUUUCUGAACUCCUGAAGCUGAAGUGCAACAAGGAAAAGACUUAUUUUUGUCCCAACCUCCCUACUCAUCUGGGAGCUACUAGUCUUGUAAGCUCCUUUAUUCUGAGGCUCUUUGUGUUGUUGCGUUCAUGCUUUGUUCUCUUCCCUCAGUUUUUGAUCCCUAACCUGUAGCAUGGGAAAAAAUUGCUUUUGCUCAGCUCCCUUAGCUUUUUGGAUCACAUAAAUCGUCGCUGCUGUGGGUUCGAGGGAGAACUUUCCUUCUAGACCGUGCCUAUUAGUCCAGCAGCCUGGAAAAUAAACCUGCAAUGGUCAACUGCAAAGGGGAGACGGACCCUGGGCUGUGUAGCAGAAACCAAUGUGGGUUAUGAGGACUCGUUGUGUGUACAGAAGGUUGUGAAAUAAACAGGUUUGACAGCAGCUCAUUCCAAAUUGGCUUGUUCUUGUGUCAGUUCAAGAAUCUCCGUACAAGAACACAAAAUUGUCUAACCCAAGCUAAGCAAAAAACCCUGUGAAUGUUUCUAGAAGCAACUUUUAUUUAAAAAUCUAGCUAUCUUUCUGUGAGCUUUCUCAUGUGUGUGUUUUCAUGGGUUUUUAAUGUUCCCUCUCCAUAAAUCAAGAGUCAUUCCAUUUCUGUAAGUAAAUAUCUCUCUGACAUCAGAAUUGAGGAACAAGUGAAAACACAUCUUUUUUUGCUCAUUCUUUCCCCUCCAUUUGUUUGCGAUUCAGGUCUUGGCUAUAUGUUGAGGGCUGUAUUUUUAAUCUAAACUGUUUUUUCCAUAGUAGAGAGGAUAAUUUGUUAGGCAUGUAAUUUAAAUAGGAGAAACACCUUGGUUAUAACAGCUGAAGAAGAGGGGCUGAGAGAUUCUAAACAUUUGAUACUGUUUAAUAAGUAUAUUUACUAAAAAUACCCAUUCUAAAGAAGGGUAGUAACUCAUUCCGUAGUAUUCCUAAUCACCAGUAAAAGCUACAAAGAUGCUUUUAUUUUCUGAACUGAUAAAUGGCCAUAUAUCUCAAGUCCUGCAAAUUUUUGCUAUGCUUGGCAGAAUCUAAAAUAUUAAAAGAAAGAAUAUCUUGUACUCCCGCUUGUGAAAAUAGAUCUUUAUUCGGUUCUGUUUGCUCUCUUGCCAGCCAAACUAGAAAAGUUAGCAGCACCAUCAGACUAUGGUAACGUCAUGAGCCGUUUCCAUCCAUUCCCUGUCCACAGGCGUUGAUUCCUUAUCUGCCGUCAUCUCUCCAUGAAGUGCAUGUGUGGGGAAUGCAGGACUGGGCACAAAUCUUGUACCCUUUGAAGACACUUUGUCCAAAACAAACAGUUCCAAUGCGAGAGCUGCGUGGAUCUGCUGUUCGUGCGAGGGGCUGGGAACUGCCACGAGUGUGACACCCCCCUGCGCAAGAGCAACUUCAGAGUGCAGCUCUUUGAGGACCCUGCUGUCGACAAGGAAGUGGAAAUUCGGAAGAAAGUGCUGAAAAUAUACAACAAAAGAGAGGACGACUUUCCCAGUCUAACUGAAUAUAAUGAUUUCCUGGAAGAAAUAGAAGAAAUUGCAGCGAAAGUCUCCCUGUAGAGGCCGAAUUUCAGAAGUUGGGAGUUUUACCUAAAUAGAAUGAAACGCUUCAGAAAAGCACAAUAGUCUUCCUGUUAUACUUCAACAGAUGUCUCAAGUAUUUAACUUGACCAACAAUGUGGAUUUGGAGAACACCAAAAGGAAAAUGGAGCUCUACCAGAAGGAUAACAAAGAAGUCAUUCAGAAAAAUAAGAUAAAACUGUCCCCCCAGGUCCCUUUCUGUCUGACUGCUCUCCAGCCACUCUGCGCCCAGCCUGGAGCGCUGCAGGGGGUUGUUGUGACCAAAGUGCAGCACCCGGCAUUUGGCCUUAUUGAACUUCAUCCCAUUGGAAUCAGCCCAUUUUUCCAGUCUAUCCAGAUCCCUCUGCAGAGCCCUCCUGCCUUCCAGCAGACACGGGAGCAGGAAGAGCUGGAGGAAGCUUUAGAGGUAGAGCGACAGGAAAACGAGCAGAGGCGCCUGCUCAUACAGAAAGAAGAACAGCUACAACAGAUGAUAAAAAGGAAGAAUAAGCAGGCGCUCUUGGAUGAUCUGGAGAGCUCCAAUCUUCCUGCUUCGCUGCUUUUAGCGCAGCAUAAGGACAGACCUACUCAGCUAGAAAUGCAACUGGAAAAACCCAAACCUGUCAAACCAGUCACGUUUUCCACUGGCAUCAAAAUGGUAUCUCAACCACGUGCGAGCCGCCUCUCCGCAGGAUCUUGCUGGGGGCUACACUUCUUCUCUUGCCUGUCACCGAGCCUUGCAGGACGCGUUCAGUGGCCUUUUCUGGCACCCCAGUUAGCGGCAGCCUGGGAUCGAGGGACACCGCGCCGAGCGAGAAGCAAAUCAAGCCAGCAAAGGUUGGGUAAAAUUGCUGCCAUGUGCACAAAGGCUAAACUGCAGUCACUUUCCUGUGUAAAACCAGCUGUGUUUAAGUGCUAAAGGGGAAAAAAAAAGACGACGUCUGCACGAGAGCUUUGUAAAAUGGUAGGUACAUUUUUGUGGAGGGGGAAACUCGUUAGUCAUGUGGCACUUUGCUGAGGGAGGCUGAAGCAAUAAGCCACAUCUAAUGGAAGAUGUGAAUAACUCAGCUGUGUAUGUUUGAGGUUUAAAGAAAUACACUUGUAAAUUUUUUUUAAAUAAAGCCAGGCUUUUUUAUUAAA
This is a messenger RNA of Columba livia (rock pigeon), 5062 nucleotides long. RefSeq names its product MNAT1 component of CDK activating kinase (gene MNAT1). Bases 4011 to 4841 code for a protein of 276 amino acids. Lineage: Eukaryota; Metazoa; Chordata; Aves; Columbiformes; Columbidae. Gene Ontology annotation, biological process: nucleotide-excision repair; positive regulation of cyclin-dependent protein serine/threonine kinase activity; regulation of transcription by RNA polymerase II. Gene Ontology annotation, cellular component: transcription factor TFIIH holo complex. Gene Ontology annotation, molecular function: cyclin-dependent protein serine/threonine kinase activator activity. The record is from RefSeq and is a predicted model, not a curated record. The transcript is spliced from 9 exons.